Messenger RNA from Caenorhabditis remanei, 1056 nucleotides. RefSeq lists its product as uncharacterized. Gene Ontology annotation, biological process: lipid storage. Gene Ontology annotation, molecular function: lipase activity. The transcript is spliced from 7 exons. The coding region runs from base 1 to 1056 and encodes 351 amino acids. Lineage: Eukaryota; Metazoa; Nematoda; Chromadorea; Rhabditida; Rhabditidae. Gene Ontology annotation, cellular component: lipid droplet. The record is from RefSeq and is a predicted model, not a curated record.
AUGAGUAUCUCAAAAGAGAGUGACAAUGACUCAUUACCGUUCGAUCGGGUGACCGGACGAGUCCGCGGCUCGGUGAAUAUGCUUGAAAUUGAAAAAAAUGUUGAGUGGGUGGAAGUUAGCGGAAGAUGGAGUCGUAUGUCGAUUAUGGGAACGUCUCUGACACCGGAAAUUUUGUCGACUGAAAAUCAAGGAGAGAAGGAUGAACGAAUUAUCAUUUUUAUGAUCCCAGGAAAUCCUGGCAAUGACGGCUUCUACACCGACUUCGGAAGACGUUUGAUCCGUAACUUGAUUGCGCGCGAAGAACGUCUUGGCCACCGACGCGUCCAGUUCCUUUUCUACACUUUGUCACAUUUGAAUCAUGUUCUUCUCCCAGCGGCGUUACGCUGUUCAGAUAGUCACAAAGUCAACGAAAGAUUUAAUCUCGGCGACCAAAUUCAACACAAACUUGACUUUGUAAAAGAGUACUUGCCAAGAGGUAACAGAGUUUACAUGUUUGGACAUGGAGCUGGUGCAUAUAUGCUGUUGAGCAUUCUCCCGUAUAUCAAAGAUGAUUUCAACCUGAGAAAAGCAGUAUGUUUGUUCCCUACAAUCGAGAAGAUGACUGAAUCUCCUCACGGUAUCCGAUUGAGAAAAGUUGUUUCUACGCUUAGACAAAACGACUGGCUUGCACGUACUCUUUCAUUCUGGGUGGAUUUGAUGCCAGAAUCUUUGAAACGUCGUAUUAUUUCAAUGAAAUUGAGUUCUGAUCAAUCUCCAGAACUGGUGGAUUCACUUUCCGAACUUCUUCACAUGAAUGUAUUCCGCAACAUAGUACACCUAUGUAACGACGAACUCGAUAAGAUUGGCACUUUGGAUGAAACACUCUUGUUCCAUAAGAAUCUCAUUUAUUUCUAUUAUGGAGCAAAUGACGGAUGGUGUCCAAUUGAGCAAGGACAACAAAUGAGUGAACGAUUGACUAGAGGACAUGUGGUCAUUGACAAAGAUCACGUCGAACACUCAUUUGUUUUCCGUGAUGCAGCCACCAUGGCUGAAAAAGUUCUUCAAUUCAUUGUCUGA